AUGCCGUGUGCCCUAGAGCUACUUCCCAAUGAGCUCCUGGAUCAGAUCAUCUUCUAUCUAACAACAGAGCCGCCCUCGCUAGGACGACUCAAUCAAGCCCCAGACCGCCAAAUCACUCAAUCCCAAUACAAGCCACUUAAGCAUUUGGCACAAUGCUCAUACCACUUGCUGGAUCUUGUCCGACCUCGGCUUUUCGCCCAUGCAUGCCUAGACCUAAAAGAUGAACCGGCCUUUCAAGCGUUCAUCAUUACAUCUGACCUGGCUCGAUAUGUGACUUCCCUCGUGGCUAUCACGGAGAAUGCCUCUCUUGACUCAAACGAUCAACACUGGUGGCGCCGACUCCUCCAUUAUCUGGAUCCGACCCGUGUCACCGUAAUAGCGCCACCGACUUUCAUCGGGAACAUGUUAAACACGCGCAUCAUGGAUGGCCACAGCUGGGCAUUUGAUAUCUCACUGCAGAUCUUACAGCUUGAGCGCAAUGGGCCAUCCUUUCCUAAACUGCCUCCUUUACCCGAAUUGGAUGACUGUGAAAGUCUACUUUUGGCCCGUCCGUGGACAUCAAUGUCCUUUAACGAAUCCUCCUCCCUGAAAGCUUACAAUCAUUACGAAUAUUUUCUCUCCCGCGUCCCCUCCAUUCUCGGAGAAUGGGGCUCCCAGCUUAAACCACAGGAAUCUCCACCCGCGCAAUUAUCCGCCAUGCUAGGCCGUCUCACCUCCUUUUCCUAUACUGCCAUCUUCCCCUUCUACAACCACGUGAAGCUGGUACUGGACUCCCUUUCCCUAAUGCCGAAUCUGCAGAGUUUGAGCGUACAAUUGGCACCCGAAGAGCACAAUCAUGUCUUGGAGAUGGAACAACGCGGGUCUUUGGACCCCAACGAUCCAUGGACCGAACUGUCAACUUCUUAUUCGUUGAUUGGCUUUGAAAUUCGCCAUAACCAGUCUUUGAUCGAGUUCAAAAGUCGUGACUUUGCCUUUGAGGCCAUACGAGAGGAGCUGGCUUCUGAGCUCGAUGCUGAUUUGGGGCAUACUGACUGGGCUCCUCAGGGCAAUGGGAUUUGGAGGCGACCCCGCUCUACAUGA
Molecule: messenger RNA, 1080 nt
Organism: Penicillium verhagenii
Lineage: Eukaryota; Fungi; Ascomycota; Eurotiomycetes; Eurotiales; Aspergillaceae
Product: F-box domain protein
Exons: 1
Coding region: 1-1080 (359 amino acids)
Source: RefSeq, a predicted model, not a curated record